Molecule: messenger RNA, 1406 nt
Organism: Raphanus sativus (radish)
Lineage: Eukaryota; Viridiplantae; Streptophyta; Magnoliopsida; Brassicales; Brassicaceae
Product: probable aspartic proteinase GIP2
Exons: 1
Coding region: 8-1333 (441 amino acids)
Biological process (GO): proteolysis
Molecular function (GO): aspartic-type endopeptidase activity
Source: RefSeq, a predicted model, not a curated record
UCUAACAAUGGCUUCUUCUUCGAUCAUAUUCUCCCUCCUUUUCCUUUUCUUCUUCUCACUCUCAUCUGCUCAACCAUCAUUCCGACCAAAAGCCCUCCUUCUCCCUGUCACAAAAGACAAAUCCACCCUCCAAUACACAACCGUUAUCAACCAACGCACUCCUCACGUCGCCGCCUCCGUCGUCUUCGACCUGGGUGGCCGAAACCUCUGGGUCGACUGCGACAAAGAUUACGUCUCCACCACAUACCGCUCCCCUCGCUGCAACUCCGCCGUGUGCUCACGAACCGGCUCCACCGCCUGCGGCACUUGCUUCUCUCCCCCUAGUCCUGGCUGUAGCAACAAUACUUGCAGCUUAAUGCCAGAUAACUCCGUCACCGGAACCGCCACCUCCGGCGAAGUUGCUACAGACGUUGUGUCGAUUCAGUCAACCGAUGGCCGGAACCCGGGCCGGGCCGUUAAAAUCCCCAAUUUGAUCUUCGGAUGCGGGGCAACGUUUCUGCUUGAAGGACUCGCCCCCGGAACAGUCGGCAUGGCUGGGAUGGGACGCCACAACAUCGGACUCCCGUCUCAGUUCGCCGCGGCGUUUAGCUUCAACAGAAAAUUUGCAGUGUGUCUCACUUCGGGAAGAGGCGUCGCCUUCUUCGGUAACGUGCCUUACAUUCUCCUCCCCGGAAUCCUGAUCUCACGGCUCAAAACGACGCCGCUUCUCAUCAACCCCGUGAGCACCGCUUCUGCCUACUCAGAAGGAGAGAAAUCCACCGAGUAUUUCAUCGGCGUAACUGACAUCAAAGUCCUCGAGAAAUCAAUUUCAUUCAACCAAACGCUUCUCAAGAUCGAUGCCACCAUCGGAGUCGGAGGAACCAAGAUCAGCACGGUGGAUCCCUACACCGUGAUGGAGACGUCCAUCUUCAACGGGCUCACGUCGGCCUUCGUCGGAGCAGCUGCCUUGAGGAACAUCACUCGAGUAUCGUCGGUGAAGCCAUUCGGCGCGUGUUUCAGCUCGCGGAACGUUUACAAAACGCGCGUCGGUUACAGCGUGCCGGAUAUCCAGCUCGUGCUUCAGAACAACGACAUCGUCUGGAGGAUAUUGGGAGCUAAUUCGAUGGUGACCGUUAGCCCUGACGUCAUAUGUUUGGGUUUUGUUGAUGGAGGAGUCAACGCCAGAACCUCUGUGGUGAUCGGAGGGCUUCAGCUGGAAGAUAACUUGGUCGAAUUUGAUCUGGCCAGUAACAGAUUGGGCUUUAGUAACACCUUAUUGGGCCUUCAAACUAGUUGUGCCAACUUCAAUUUCACUUCCACUUCCACCACUUCCACUGCUCGAUAUGUUUUGUAAGACGCCGUUGAAUGAUUUCGUUGCAAUUUUUCAAACUUGAUUCGAAUAAUGGAAUGUUGUUGUUUUCCUGUGA